Messenger RNA from Closterium sp. Naga37s-1, 1164 nucleotides. NCBI's taxonomy places the organism in Eukaryota, Viridiplantae, Streptophyta, Zygnematophyceae, Desmidiales, Closteriaceae. The record is from the annotation of a GenBank genome assembly.
AUGGGGAUGCAUGUGGGGAUCCCUCGGAGUGGAGGGGGCGCGGGGGAGGAGUUGCGAGACUCGAAUAAGCCUGCAGGGGCUGUUGAUGCUGCUGCUGAUGCUGCUGGUGCUGCGAUGCAAGAGGCGAGCGGCGAGGUACAGAUACAGCGCAUGCUGGCUGGGCUGUCGCACCUCGCACGCUUCCUGCGACUGGAGCAUGCACAGCAGGAGGAGGCGGAGGCAGAGGCAGAGGCAGAGGCAGAGGCAGAGGAAGAGGCAGAGGGAGAGGGAAAAGCAGCGACAGAGAGAGGGGAAGCAGUGUUGUCAGGCCGAGUGAUGGCGAGGCUGCAGAUGGGGAGAGGCAGCGAGGACGAGAGGCAGCAGCUCAUGGCUGUCCUGCUGGCGCUCAAGCAGCAGGAGGAGCAACAGCUUCCGCCGCAAAAGCAAAACCCUAAACAGCAGCAGAAGAAGGAUCUGAAGCCGACGGAGAAGCAGAGCGUAUGCAAGCGGCAGAAGGGGCAGAGGGCGGUGAGUCAAGAGCAGCCAGGGGUCCCCCAGGCGCCACACGUGCAAGAGCAGCAGGAGCAGCAGGAGCAGCAAAAGCAGGAGCAGCAGGAGCAGCAACGGCAAGAGCAGCAGCAGCAGGAGGAAGGAGGAAAAGAGGAGGCUUGGCUGUCAGCCUUCUCGGCUCUUCCAGAGGCCGGAGCAUCAGCGAAGCAAGUGGAGACCGCCCUUGCUGCUACAUUUGCUCCUAGAUACGGCCUAGAUGGCGCUCUGCGUGGUGCUAGUCGGUUGGAGCGCACGGGAGGGCGACAUAUGGAGAGGAGCAGCGGCCGUGGUGGCAGUGACCCUGAGUUUGUUCUGCGUGGCAGUGGCACCACCCCCAGCAGUGUCAUGAGCAAUGGGAUCCACAAUAGCAAUGUGAUGGUGGGAGCGCGUGGCACCACCAACAGUAGCCUUUUCAGCAGCACUGGCACCAACUCAGCGAGCGAUGCUGGGAAGAAGAGGAAAAGCCCAGAGCACCCGACUGGUUGCGCUACAGCCGCUCACACGCAGCAGCACGCCAGGCAGACCCCAAAUGUGAGGGUCCACCAGAGUGGUGUGCUGGAAGGCAUUUGCACAAGGGAAGACGACGUGACUUUAGAGUUUACCCAAAAAUCGCCUCGGGAUGAGCGUGCGGGGUGA